AUGACAGAUAAUCUUUCAAAAAGUAUUAAAUCAACUGAACAUGAAUUAUCUUGGGCAAAUCGAGGUCUAAAAGGCAAUAGUGCUGCUGAUGUCAGAGAAUUGUGUAAUGAAAUUGAAAAGUACAAACCAUUAAAAGCAUUACGUCUUGAAGGUAAUACAAUAAAUGAAGAAGCAGCAACAGCUAUUGGAAAAGCUUUAGAAAAACAUAAUGAAAUUCAACGUUUAAUAUGGAAUGAUUUAUUUACAACUCGACUUAAAACUGAAGUACCACCAUCAUUAAUUAAAUUAACAAAAGGUCUUUUAACAAAUGGCUCUCAUAUAAUUGAAAUAAAUUUAAGUGAUAAUGCUUUUGGUCCUAUUGGUGUUAAAGGUCUUGAAACAUUUCUUUCAUCAUCAGCAUGUUAUACACUUGAAGAACUUCGUUUAAAUAAUUGUGGUAUGGGUAGUAUGGGUGGAAAAUUAUUAGCUGAAGCUUUAAUUGCAUGUCAUAAGAAUAGUAUUGUAUCUGGUGGAAGACAAUUUGCAUUAAAACAAUUUAUUGCUGGUCGAAAUCGUCUUGAGAUUGAAGGUGCACAAGCAUUAGCAAAAGCAUUUGAAAUUAUUGGUACAUUAGAAGUAAUUCGUAUGCCACAAAAUGGUAUUCGACCACCGGGUAUUGAAGCAUUAGCUACAGCUUUUGUACGAAAUCGAAAUUUACGCAUAAUUGAUCUUAAUGAUAAUACAAUAACGACAGCAGCAGCUAAAUUAGCAUCAGCUAUUGGAAAAUUACCUAAAUUAGAAAUAAUCAAUCUUGAAUCUUCACUUAUUCGUACUAAAGGUGCUAUUGCUAUUGCUCGUGCUAUUGUUUCACAUAAAAAUCUUCAAGAAUUAUAUCUCGGAUGUAAUGAUAUGCAUACGGAAGGUGGUCUUGAAGUUGCACGAGCUGUUAAAAAUAUGUCAUCAUUGAAAGUAUUAGAUUUAAAUGGAAAUUGCUUUGGUUUUGAUGGAAUCGAUGAAAUUCGUAAUGUACUUGAAAAUAAGAGUUUUAUUAAUCAAAUGGCAUUUAGUGAUGAUGAAGGUAGUGAUGAAGAUGAAGAAGAAGAUGAUGAAAAUGAAGUUGACGAUGAAGAAGAUAAUGAUGAAGAUUAUCAAGAAGCAGAAGAGGAACAACAAGAAAAUGAACCUCCAUCGUUCGUUCCCAAUACAAAUUCUACUCAAAAACAUCUUGGUUUUCAAUUUGGUGUUUCACCAUCAAUUUCAUCGAAAUCCGAAACUGUUAGUGGUCUAUCUGACAGGAUAGCAAAAUUUGAUUUUACUGCUAGUUCACCAUUUAAUUUUGGUUUACAAUCAACAACUAACAGUAAAGAUAAUAAAUGGACAACAUUUAAUAAUAUUGAUAAAGUUAAAGAACAUUUAAAAAAUGAUGAACAAUCAAUUGAACGUGCUAUAAAAUUACUUGAAGAUAUAUGGAAUGAUUAUACUCUCUCACAAAAUGAUUGUUCUUCUAUUGCUAAAAAUAUUUUAAAAACAUUGACAUUUACAACUACAAGUGAACGUAAUUUUAACGAAUGUUUACUUGUCUCGUUAGGCUUUGUUAAAGACGAAAAAACGGGACGUCAACGUCGUACAAUAAAUCAACGUGAUAAAAUAUAUCAAACACUUAUUGAUAUUAAUCAACAAUUACCUAAAUCAACAAAAAAUCUUCUCUCAAUUUUUCUUCAAAAUAAUUCGAAUGAUCAAAAUCAAUGUUUAUCUGGAUUGAAACAGAAAUUAGUAAUGACAAUAAAAGGAUAA
Molecule: messenger RNA, 1773 nt
Organism: Rotaria sordida
Lineage: Eukaryota; Metazoa; Rotifera; Eurotatoria; Philodinida; Philodinidae
Source: the annotation of a GenBank genome assembly